Molecule: messenger RNA, 169 nt
Organism: Austrofundulus limnaeus
Lineage: Eukaryota; Metazoa; Chordata; Actinopteri; Cyprinodontiformes; Rivulidae
Product: dynein heavy chain 5, axonemal
Biological process (GO): microtubule-based movement
Cellular component (GO): axonemal dynein complex
Molecular function (GO): dynein intermediate chain binding; dynein light intermediate chain binding
Source: RefSeq, a predicted model, not a curated record
AAGCACUGUGAUCAUCUCUACAAAAAUGACCCUGUGUCAAUGGUUGGUGCAAUUCCACGUUUGAUUUUUGCCAUGAAGAUUAUUCACAGGAUUUCCCCCCACUACGGCACAUCAGAAAAAAUCACAUUGCUUUUUGGCAAGGUAACAAACCAGAUGAUCACUGCUUGUA